This is a messenger RNA of Otolemur garnettii (small-eared galago), 1028 nucleotides long. It is a transcript of the gene VSTM4, whose product is annotated as V-set and transmembrane domain containing 4. The transcript is spliced from 8 exons. Bases 1 to 1017 code for a protein of 338 amino acids. NCBI's taxonomy places the organism in Eukaryota, Metazoa, Chordata, Mammalia, Primates, Galagidae. The record is from RefSeq and is a predicted model, not a curated record.
AUGGAGGCGGUGUGGACAUGGGGCCUGAGCGUCAGGAAGAAACGCUGCCCGACUAAUUUAAUGCAGUUUAUGGGCAAAAUGCCUGACAGGAGGGUGAGCUGCAAGGGGCAUGAGGUCUGUGGAGCCCUCAAUGUUACCGUGUCCCCUGGACCUGUGGUUGACUACCUGGAGGGAGAAAAUGCCACUCUCCUGUGUCACGUCUCCCAGAAAAGGCGGAAGGACAGCUUGCUGGCCGUGCGCUGGUUCUUCGCUCACUCUGACUCCAAGGAGGUCUUGAUGGUUAAGAUGACCAAGCUCAGGAUGGUUCAGUACUACGGGAAUUUCAGCCGUACUGCCAACCGGCAAAGGCUGCGUCUGCUUGAAGAACGGCGGGGGGCACUCUAUAGGCUCUCUGUCCUGACGCUCAGGCCAGCGGACCAAGGGCACUAUGUCUGCAAAGUCCAGGAAAUCAGCAAGCACAGGAACAAGUGGACGGCUUGGUCCAACGGCUCCUCAGCGACGGAAAUGAGAGUGAUUUCUCUCAAGGCUUCUGAAGAUUCGUCUUUUGAGAAAAAGAAGACGACUUGGGCAUUUUUUGAAGAUCUCUACGUGUAUGCGGUCCUUGUGUGCUGUGUCGGGAUCCUCAGCAUUUUGCUCUUCAUGCUGGCCAUCAUCUGGCAGUCUGUGUUUAGCAAGAGGAAGUCUAGAGUGAGACAUUAUUUGGUGAAAUGCCCUCAGAACAGCUCAGGGGAGACUGUCACCAGUGUGACCAGCUUGGCUCCACUGCAGCCCAAGAAGGACAAAAGGCUGAAGCAGAAGUCUGAUGUUCCUCCUGCGAUCCCCGCCAAAGUUCCGAUAUCCCCCACGUUCCAUAAGCCGAAGCUGCUGAAGCCACACAGGAGAGCCAUGCUGCCAGAGAUCGCUGAGGAGAACCUGACGUAUGCUGAGCUGGAGCUGAUCAAACCCCACCAAGCAGCCAAAGGUCUCCCCACCAGCACCGUGUAUGCCCAGAUCCUCUUCGAGGAGAACAAGCUGUAACAUCACCUCCU